Zingiber officinale is the source of this 2042-nucleotide messenger RNA. Its product is annotated as DEAD-box ATP-dependent RNA helicase 22-like. The record is from RefSeq and is a predicted model, not a curated record. The transcript is spliced from 8 exons. Gene Ontology annotation, cellular component: chloroplast. The coding region runs from base 57 to 1841 and encodes 594 amino acids. NCBI's taxonomy places the organism in Eukaryota, Viridiplantae, Streptophyta, Magnoliopsida, Zingiberales, Zingiberaceae. Gene Ontology annotation, molecular function: ATP binding; RNA helicase activity; RNA binding.
UAUCAUAGUGGAGGCGGCGGACGCGCUGAGGCGAAGCGAACGCAGACUACGCAGUGAUGAACACUCUUCGCCAAGCUCCUCUUGUCCAUGGCUUCGUCGCCGCGCUAUCUCCGCGAGCGUUCCACUCCGUACGAAUUCUAUUCUUUGCUCCACGGCCGCCCUUGAGGCCUCCAAACUGUCGGACCUCCUUGUCCUUCCCCUGGCCCAGGCUGACGCCCCUCGCCACUGCCAGAGCCUUUGCCUCCGCCGCGGCGGACGUCUCAGAAGAAUCGUCCGCGGAGAGCGUUGAUAGGUCAGGAGGCUGCGGGAACGGUAGCUAUUUCUACGCGGGAGAUGGCGUCUCUUGGAAUUCCCUGGGGAUCUCUGACCGCCUCAGCCGUGCUCUCUCCACUGCUUCCUUGCAGAAGCCCUCUCUUAUUCAGGCAGCUUCUAUUCCCCAUAUUCUUACUGGUGAAGAUGUGAUAAUUGCGGCAGAGACAGGAAGUGGUAAAACGCAUGGCUACUUGGUUCCACUAAUUGAGAAAGUAUCUAGUAAUUUGGACCCUCAUGAAGAUUUAUCUGAGGGAAGUCACAGGAAGCACAAGACAUAUCUUGUCCUUUGCCCUAAUGUGAUGCUUUGUGAGCAAGUAGCUAACAUGGCCAAUGGUUUGAUCGACGAUUCUGGUGAGCCAAUUGUCAAAGUCGCAGCAGUUUGUGGACAGAAGGGAUGGCCAAGAUUUCAGCCUGAUAUUCUUGUCUCUACUCCAGCUGCUCUGUUGAAUUACCUGUUUGACUUUGACCCAGAGAAAAAGCGGCGUGCUACUUUUUUUAGAGAUAUCAAAUCUGUGGUGUUUGAUGAAGCAGAUAUGCUUCUCUGUGGUAGUUUUCAAAACCAAGUUAUCCGUCUAAUACACAUGUUGCGUUUUGAAGAAAAAUUAUUGUCUAGGGCGGAAGCUUCUGGAAAAGAUAUUGUGAUCGACACAAGCAGUGAACACAAUGUAGAGCUUGAAGUUGAAGAUACAAAUUAUGAGCUGCUUCUUGAUAAUGAUGAGGAAGAAUCUGAUAAUCCCAUUGGCAAUGAUGUUCCUGAAACUGAUGGCACAGAACCAUUGAGUGGCAGGAUCAAGGACUGGAGGAGAGUUAGGAAACAUUAUACACGCAGUAAACAGUAUAUUUUUGUUGCUGCCACACUUCCUGGUAGUGGGAAGAAAACUGCUGGUGGAGUGCUGAAGCAUAUGUUUCCUGAUGCCACAUGGGUCAGUGGAAGUUUCCUCCAUCGACACAGCCCUAGGUUAGAGCAGAGAUGGAUUGAAGUAACAGCUGAGACACAAGUUAAUGCCCUUCUUGAUGCAGUAAACUAUAGUCAGAGAUGUCGACCCCAAGACUCUCAUGCCCAUGCAUGCAGGACCAUGGUUUUUGCUAAUACAGUUGAUGCUGUUCGAUCAGUUGCAAAGAUAUUGGAAAGUGCUGGGUUUGAAUGCACUUUAUACCAUAGAGAAGGAUCUAUAGAGGAACGUACAAAUAACUUGAACCAUUUUCGUGAAAAAGGUGGGAUUCUUGUCUGCACAGAUGCUGCUGCGCGGGGUCUUGACAUACCAAAUAUCUCACAUGUCAUUCAGGCCGAGUUUGCUACAUCAGCUGUUGAUUUUCUCCAUAGAGUUGGGCGUACAGCCAGAGCCGGUCAGUCUGGAGCUGUCACUAGUUUGUAUACCAAAUCCAACCGAGAUCUUGUAUCUGCCGUCCGCCACGCCGAGAAGAUCGGUCAGCCUGUGGAGAAAGCGUUUAGCAGGAAAAGAAGCUUCAGAAACAAACUUAAAAAAGGUCGAAGUAAAUUCGAAGAUGCCUCUUUACUUUCAGCUUAAUAGGAACGAGUCAUGGAAAUUUUUCCCUUGAAAAAGAAACGACAGAGAUGUGAUUUCGUUUGUAAUGAGCAUGCUACGUGCUUAACCAUCAUGAUGUUGUGUUGUGAUGCACUACUUCUGCAACCUGGCAUUUGAAUGACAUCUUUUGUGACAAAUUUUUUAAAUCUGUAAAUCUAUAAAUUUGCAACGAUCUUUUUAUUA